AUGCAGUUUUGGGUUAAAUACCUGAGGUGGGCGGAGCUUAUUCAGGUCUGACAGAAACAUCUCCCCGACCUUUGGGACUCGAUGGGCGGGAGAGAAACUGACGAGUAAAGACGAUCAUGGCUACAGAUUUAACUCAGGACGCAGUUUUAUAUUUUCUCCAGAGCAACGGAGGCUCAGUGAAAAACGCAGAUCUGCUUCAGCACUUUAAUGACUUCAUCCGGAUCCAUGUGGACCGCGAACGGAACCGGGAACGCUUUAAAAAGUUUGUCAACUCCGUGGCCACCGUCACGCAGAUCGACGGGGUGUCUUAUGUGGUUCUCAGGAAGAAAUACAGAGGAAAUGUUCCCGGGGUUGGCACCGGAGAUCCGGCAAGUCCUGCAUGGAUCACAACCAGGGAUAACCUCGACUCCUCCCCGGUAAAUGUUAACCGAAACCCGACCGUGGGUGCAGAUCAACACCGUCAGAAGCCGCAGCAGAGGGAGGAGGCAGUACCCACCCCGUCAGGAGAACCCGGGAGAAAAACAGUCCUACCUUCGGCAGGUAUCUUGCAGAAGAAUGACAAGGUGGAAACUGGAUUUAACCUGAAACAGAAGCAGGAACCUGUAGUGUCCAUCGCCCCUGAACUCAUCAGCAGAUCAGGACCAGCUCAGAUGGUGGGUCAGAGUCGAGAGAAAAAACAACAAAUGAUUCCUAGUUUGUCUCAGCUUCCUGAUCCGGUUCAGAGCCCUAGAGUGGGACAGCAGAGACUGGGUUCUGGUCCACUUCCUGGUCCCAGCCAGGAGGUCCCUGUCCCAGAACCCCAGAGAAGAAGAGAGAUGUCUCUGAGGCCUGCAGAGGAUGUCAGUCCACAGCUCGCCCUUCACCGUUUCAGACACAGGAAGAGCUACAAAUCUGCUGUCUCUGAAGAUGAUGAUGAUGAUGAAGAACAUGAAGAGGUCCCAAUAGGACAAUGUUCUGCUGGAGGAGUGUGGACUCUGAAUCCCUCCGAAAGUCUAAGUGAAAGUGGGAGGGCCUUUUCUGCAUCCUCACCCUCCAUCACAGACUCAUUUACAGCUUCUUUCAUCUCCUCUUCAUCAUCUUCUGCAGAAAAGAAACUCCCACAGAUUUACAUCCAGAGCGAGGAAGGAGAAAUGAAGGCACCCUCUGAUGGGAAACCCCAGGAACAAAGCGUGGGGAUGGAAGCUGGGUCUGCCCCGGAGGAGCUGAUGUCCAUCAGACGUAGUCAGCCUCCAGAGGCAGCGCACCGCCUUCUACCAACUCACCAAGUUCCAAAACCAGCAGCAGACCUCAACACGCCUCCGGUCCAGAGACACGCGCAGCCUCCCGGGGCCCCGAUGAUGCUGUCCUCCAGCCACAGCAGCAUCCUGACUUCUUCGUCUCAUGAUGCAGGCUUCUCCUCCAGAGAAAAGCCAUCAUCCAGUUCCUCAAGAGUUUCAGGGUGGAGCAGCAACGCUGUGGGUCUGCAGACUAGAGCAGGUGAACCAGUGGGUGUGGCUAAAAUCCAGGAACUAGUCCAGCAACCUCAGAGAUUAAACACUGAAUCUGUGAUGUACUGUGCGGACAUUAAAACCUCGAUUCCACGGCAUCACUCUAUGGACAAUGUCUAUGACAUCCAGCAUCCCACAGUUCACCCAUCAGCACGCCAUCCUUCCAGUGACCAACUCAGUGAUGACCAGCAGUUUCCAACCAAAGGGACGCGUUGGCACGUCUCCACAGGCGAUCUCUGUGACGACCACAAGGACGGCUCCAUCUCCUCACCUCAUAUCCAGCAGCGUCCGAUGGUGGCCAGGCGGGUCAGCAGCCGACUGCGGAGCAGGAUGUGCCAAAGUCUGGGAGCCGACCUGGACCAGCUCCUCCAGGAGGAAGCAAACGGAGGAGUAGGAGGAAAUGAGGCCGCCCGGCUGGACCGCCUCCAUCUGAUCUCCUCCUCACUCAGCCUUCACUACAACAUGUCGUCCUCCUCCUUGUCAUCCUGCGCCACGCCUCCUCGCUGCCCCAGCCCUGGCCCCACUGUCCCAGACGAGGGGAAGGGGAGCGGAGGAAGGAGGAGCAACCCCCCCACAGGUCACCAUGUUGGGCAGUCACCGCUUCCUCUGGAGCCCAGAGAGCAUGCCUGGAUGGUAAAGGCGGCCGCAGGCGCCUGGACCGACAUCUACUCUCUGUUCAGAGAGGACCCAUCCCUCCUCAACAGACAAGACUUCAUCUCCGGCUUUACUGUGCUGCACUGGAUUGCCAAACACGGCGACCACCGCGUCCUCAACACCCUGUGGUACGGAGCUGAGAAGGGUGGCUUGGCUUUUAACGUAAACACCAAGUCAGCAAGUGGUCAGACUCCUCUCCACAUCGCCGCCAUCCACGGCAACAAAAAUGUCAUCCGGUUGCUGGUUACGAAGUUUGAUGCUGACGUUAGGCUUCGAGACAUGGCGGGUAGGAGGCCCUGGCAGUACCUGAGCCAACCCUCGCAUGAAAUCCUUGAGAUGCUUCGUGCGCCACCAAAGGCUGCUGUGACCGGAGAGGGAAGAGUUGGGACGGUGGACUCCAGCUGGCAACCGCAGCAGCAACGCCGCCGUCACUUCUCCACCGCUUCUCCGGGAAAGAGGCCGCUCAUCGUUGCAGACUUGACUAAAGUCAAAAGAUCUACAUCCUUCGCUGCGCUGCUCAAGCACAAGUCGCUGCAGCGGUUUUAUGGGCUUCAAUCAGACUCCUCCGUAUAAAACAGAAGCUUCCAUCUGUCAUUGUGAAACCGAAAAUAUGAAGCCAGAUUGAGAGGGUUUAUUCAUAAUUACUUCUGCUGUAUUACUUCACAAUGGAAGCACGUUUUCAUUUCUCUACUGGACUUCAGUGUCUUUUCUGAACUGUGAAUAAAGCUUCAACCCUGGAAACAAUCAUUUUACAAGUUUUAAAGAGCUUCCAGUUUAGCUUUUUCUAGAUUCUUACUUCAUAAAAUGUGCCAACACACUGUAUUCAAAACAGAUUUUAAAAAAAGAGUUUCAUUUCUUUUAGGUGAAAACCUUUCGUUCAGUCCGAACAUUUACAACGAAAGGAAGCACAAGUUGCUACAGCUGAGCUUUUUAUCAAAGGACUGCUGGAAAGGAGUCGCGAUAAGCACCGGGCACAAGUUAUGUUUCAGCAUGACUUGUUUUAGGUGGAAAAAUAAAGAGGAAACUGAAAUAAAACAACUCAAGUUUCAGUCAUACAUUCGCUGAGAGGUGUUCAGGUUCCACGGCUUUAUGUUGAUGGCACUGUUUCCAGAUCAGUUUGUAGAUUUAUUGAAUGCUUCAAGAGAAAAAAAAAUAAAGUUAAAUUAGUUAUACAGUGCAUCAAAAAAAAUCAUUCAUGUGGAUUCACCAGCAGUUGACACUAAUAUGGGAGAUUUUAUGACUUGUGAAGACAGUCAAGGUGCCAGGUAAUCUGUAUUUGUGCUAAGCUAUCUUGUAACUGUGUUUUUUUAUAUAUAUGUGUUAUAAAACUGUGCUAAAAUUCUCUUAAAGUACCAAAAUAUUAAACUUUUCCCCCUUUUUUAAGUGCAGUUUUAAAAGUAUUCAGGUUACAACCUACGAAACCGUCUGGUCUGAUCGCAGCUGUUUGCAUUAUUUUGGUACCUUUUUAUGUACAAACAUCUAAUUUAUCAUCACGAUCUCAUAACUUUAGUUGGCUCCUAGUGGAUUUUAUUGAUCGUUUGUGGUUUCAUUAGUUUUUCGGACACACUCGAACCAACAAAAACAAAACCCAUUUGAUUGUUUUUUAUUAAUUAGUGGUAAAUCAAAAGGAAAAAAACCUCAUGGAGGAAUUGAUAAACUAUCCACUGGAAUUAAUCUUACAGUAUUUGUUGUUUGUGUAAAACAUGUAAAUCUGCAAGUGGUUUUGGAUGUGUUUUAAUUAUAAUAAAUUGGUCAUCUUUGA
Messenger RNA from Melanotaenia boesemani (Boeseman's rainbowfish), 3903 nucleotides. RefSeq names its product ankyrin repeat domain-containing protein SOWAHB-like. Gene Ontology annotation, molecular function: protein binding. The record is from RefSeq and is a predicted model, not a curated record. Bases 117 to 2714 code for a protein of 865 amino acids. Lineage: Eukaryota; Metazoa; Chordata; Actinopteri; Atheriniformes; Melanotaeniidae. The transcript has 5 exons.